This is a messenger RNA of Prorocentrum cordatum, 666 nucleotides long. Lineage: Eukaryota; Dinophyceae; Prorocentrales; Prorocentraceae. The record is from the annotation of a GenBank genome assembly.
AUGCUGCGCGUCGGCGCGGGUGGCGGCGUGCAGAAGGUUACUCCCAAGGCUUCCAUCGCUGAGGGCAUGGAUAAGCUGUUCGGGGCGGACUGCCGGGAGAAGCUGCAGGGGCAGAGGUUUGACUGCAGAGGCGCCGUGAAGCUGCUGCAGGCGGCCGAGCCCGACGGGCCCGAGUGGCUCCGCGGGCUCAAGGGCACCGCGCCUGGGUGCGAGCUCUACCGGGCCAUCGAGACCGUGGAGAGCCGGGCCGAGCAGCAGUUCUUCGAGAAGUGCAGCUUUGAGAUCGCCGCGAAGGGCAACGCGAUAUACCAGCACCUGCGGGGGGCGGGCCAUGCGCCGGCCGCGCAGGGAGUCGUGAGCUUCGGCGGCGGCGAGAGUGUGCUGCUGGAGUUCGCGACUCUCUACCUCUUCCCGGGCUCCGGAUUCGACGCGGGCCGUGCCGCGCUCUUCUCGAUUUCAUCCGUGGCAGGGCCAGCGACCCUGCGCUGCCUGCGCACGUGGGGUGCGCCUUCCAGUCGGAGUAGGGUCAGGCGCUCGCCGACGAGCAGGCGCUGGCACCACAGUGGGCACCUCGGCGCUGGCAGCCCAGCUGGCGACACCACCCGCCCGCGAGGAGGCGCCGGCGGCAGCCGUCUGGCCCAGGAAGGGAAGCAGCCAUGGGAAUGA